CUUAGUAGAUAGAUCUGAAAUCCGCCUUUUCCAAGACAUGAGCACCCCCAAUUAACUUCAAUCACCAAACUCCCCGCUCCUCACUCAUCUCAUCCGAUAUUUGCCUCAUUUGUUUUAUAAUGAAUCCAUACGCUUCGGACCCAGGUGAUAUCCCCGCCACCGACAUGUAUGCAGACGUACCGCUAUACGGCCGGUACUUCCCCAGGCCGGACGACUUUCAGGUCGAUCUCCAGCAUAUCAACUCUCUGUCGACUGCAUCACUGCAAUAUUGGGCAUCGGUUGUUGAACUCUGCAAUGAAGCCGUUAGGAUAUACCCCGCUGACGAGGGCGGCCGCGACGUCUUCGCUCUUGGUAGCGUCAUCGUGAAGUCCAGCCAUCUUCACAAUUCAGGCAAUGGCCAGAUUAAGGAGAUCGAUUUCUCAUACGCUGAUGCCAACGAACUGCAGGCGAUUACCAUUGCCAAGAGCAUCUUAAAAGACGUUAGAGUACCAGAGAUCCUCUUUGCCGGCAAGCUCAACGGCCGUCAGGUGCUGGUCCAAGAAAGGCUCCCGGGCGUUGGUAUGAACAUCGCAUUGCCAUACCUAUCGCAAGGCCAAAAGGAAUCAUUUAGACAACAAUCACGAGAGAUACUUCGCCAGUUACACGACGUGAAGCCGACUGAUGGACGCCAUAAUCGCUCCACGUCCUCCAAGACCCCAACAUCCUCAGAAAUGGCCGUAUUUAUGCACGAGAAGGAGAAAUCCUCUUCUCAAGCGGCAAUACUGAUCCGGACUUGGCUUUCAUGCACAAUGACUUCAAUGAGUCUAACGUCAUAGUUGAAAAUGAUAAGAUUGUUGGGGUUAUUGACUGGGAGAUGGCUGGCUUCUUUGGCUGGAAAACGGCGGGAGAAGUCCACCGCAAGAUCAGAACGCCUCAAAGGGAGCAUUUUGCUAAUGCCAAUUUGAGUGAGGUGAAGAUUCAAGAAAUUAUGCAUUGGAAUGAUCUUUAUGAUGAUGGUGCGCCUGAGUUGUGAGAACAGAUGGACUAUAUAGAGGAAUGCUACAGUGCAACCGCUGAAGAGGAUUAAGAUAUGAGUGC
Messenger RNA from Pseudogymnoascus verrucosus, 1077 nucleotides. RefSeq lists its product as uncharacterized. The transcript has 2 exons. The record is from RefSeq and is a predicted model, not a curated record. NCBI's taxonomy places the organism in Eukaryota, Fungi, Ascomycota, Leotiomycetes, Thelebolales, Thelebolaceae. The coding region runs from base 120 to 815 and encodes 231 amino acids.